AUGGUGGCCAACAGCAAAAUGCCAAGAAACCCAACCGCCAAGUACGUAUGCAACUACGAGUUCGACCCAAACGACAAGAGAGUUUCGGUCCGAAUGACGGACGAUGAAAUCUGCCAGCUGGUACAUGACACCAGCAAGGUUCCCAGCAGCCACAUGGCUAUAGCCAUUGACAUUAUAGCCAAAAGACACGAUUUGGUCAACAAUUAUGAUGUUAUGAUCAACUUCAUGCACCUGCAUACGGAAACAUUGUGGGAACUUAGGGCGUUCGUUGACCAUUACAGCGCAAAUAGGCAAUUGGGUAAGUUAUGGUUUGUAAGAUAUUCUUAGAAGUUCUUGGGACUUAAGUUAUCACUUCGAUCAUUCAAGUUAGGAUGUAUUAGAUGCCGACAUAAAGAACCCGCCAUUUUUACACAAAAUUACAGGAAAAGUAUGGCGGUUUCUUUAUGUCGGCACCUAAUAUUAGCAAAAAUUAGGCCUAAAUGCCUUAGGCUUAACGAUUUUAAGUUCGAAUAAAGAAUAAAGCGUUACCAAUGAAAAUGAUAGUUCAUAUUAGCUUAAAAUACCUUUUAUUAAACAAGUUUUUUCAGAACCAUCAAUUUCAUUAGACUAG
Messenger RNA from Bursaphelenchus okinawaensis, 610 nucleotides. The record is from the annotation of a GenBank genome assembly. Lineage: Eukaryota; Metazoa; Nematoda; Chromadorea; Rhabditida; Aphelenchoididae.